This is a messenger RNA of Cinclus cinclus, 1571 nucleotides long. RefSeq names its product ankyrin repeat domain 40 (gene ANKRD40). Bases 1 to 1113 code for a protein of 370 amino acids. The transcript is spliced from 5 exons. Gene Ontology annotation, molecular function: protein binding. The record is from RefSeq and is a predicted model, not a curated record. NCBI's taxonomy places the organism in Eukaryota, Metazoa, Chordata, Aves, Passeriformes, Cinclidae.
AUGCGGGAGGCGGGCGGCGGCUGCGGGGAGAUGGCGGAGCGGGAGCGGCAGGAGCGGCUGCGGGAGGCGGCGGCGCUCGGCGAUGAGGAGGAGGUGCGGCGGCUCGUAGAGAUGGGGGUCGGCCUCAACUCCCAGAACGAAGUCAACGGAUGGACCUGCUUGCACUGGGCCUGCAAGCGGAACCACGCAGCGGUCGUGGCUUACCUGCUGCACGCCGGGGCUGACAAGGACAUCCUGACCAAGAAAGGGGAGAGGCCAGCCCAGUUAACAUCCAAGAGAGAGAUCAGGAAGAUGUUGGGAGUGGAAGAUGAACUCCCAGACUUAAAGCAGGAUUCAGAUCUGCCAAUCAUCCCCAAUUACCUGGCUAACCCACCUUUCCCAUAUGUUUACAACACCUCGAGUGCCAGCGUUCCAGAUCCUACCUUGAAUGGGGAUCUCUCACACGUGGAACCACAAGACACCAACUCUCCAUGUGUACCUGGCCUGGACACCUACAGACCAGCCCGAGCACCGGGACAGCCCGGGAACGGGAACGGGAACGCUGCUCCUGAGGCACCUCCCAACGGGGACAUCCCACCCCUUCCUCGAGGGUCUGCUGGGCCAGCACACCCAAACCCUGUCCUCCAGAGACCUCCUGUUUACCAGGGGUUGGUGUCUUGGGGCAGAAGCCCUUCUUCACCAGCAGGAUCCAACCAGUCCCUACCCCAGCAAGGGAACAGCUCCUGCAUGGGACCUGUGCCGGCCUUUCAGCCCGUUUUCUUCACAGGAGCUUUUCCACUCAACAUGCAAGAGCUGGUGCUUAAAGUGAGAAUACAAACCCCUAAUCUUAGAGAAAAUGACUUCAUUGAAAUUGAACUGGACAGACAAGAACUGACCUACAGGGAGCUGCUCCGAGUGAGUUGCCGUGAGCUGGGUGUGAACCCUGAGCAUGUCCAGAAGAUCAGAAAAUUACCAAAUACAAUGUUAAGAAAGGACAAGGAUGUUGCAAGGCUACAGGAUUUCCAAGAACUGGAGCUUGUUCUAACAGUAAGCGACAAAAAUUUACUUUUCAGAGUCCCAACACUUUCUGAACAGAGUGGGUAUAACAAGAAGGCAUCAGAACUUACAUACUAAUUAAGGAGUAAAACAAAAUAUUUUUAUCUUUCAUUUUUACAAUUAUGUUUGAAAAACAGUAUAUAUAAGGGCUAAUGAUGUGAAAAAAAUCUAUUUUGUUAACCGUGAAAUAAACUGAAGUGGUUAUACACAUAUACAGCUUCUAGUUAAUCUAAGAACAGUCAGUCUGGUAUAAAAGCAGCUCAGUGCACAGAAAAGGAAGUAUUGGUAGAACUGUCUGUUAAUGCAGCACUUCCUUACAAAAAGAUAAUGAAAUACUGCAGAGUUAGCAGCUCUCAGGGAAAGGCUUACCUUAAGCUGUUCUAAUAAUUUGUUUGCUAUAAAAUAGCAGAGGCACUCAAGCUAAAAAACCUGCCAUGAAGCCCAUUUAAUAUUUGUACUGAGUCCAUUACCAUCAAUGUUCUCUUUUUAGAUCAUGUUUAUUAAGUCCUAUCUUACUUAGAGGGAAAAAAACCCAG